Messenger RNA from Thelazia callipaeda (thelaziosis nematode), 711 nucleotides. The record is from the annotation of a GenBank genome assembly. NCBI's taxonomy places the organism in Eukaryota, Metazoa, Nematoda, Chromadorea, Rhabditida, Thelaziidae.
AUGAUAGGAGCUGUGUCAAAUGCGUGGAUUGCUUUGUUAGGUGACAUCACUGAGAUUCAUUUGUCGAGUAUUAUUCAAGUUGAAAAUAAGGCUCUAUGGCAGGAACUCACUGAUACAGAGAAGUAUGAUAUGAGGAGUUCUCCUAACUGUGUCAUAAAACAUACGGCGAUCUUAAUGAAAUAUGGAAUGUAUCUCUAUCAAUCACUUCAAUACAGCAGUAUAAAAGUAGCAGCAAGCCAAGGCUGGUCAGGUGCAGUAUGUGCGUGGAUUGGCAUACGUGAUGAUCGUUUGAAUAACGUGGUGUAUGUAGAAGAAUUUGCUAAGCCUGAUACACCAUAUAGCGUCUAUAGAUAUUCAGUAACUACUGAUAACACCAAGUAUAUCGCAGCAGCUAUAUUACAUGCUUUGUAUGCAGGGCACUUGAAAGUGCUUCAAUAUUUGCCUGAUAUUGAUGUUUCAAAAUUGUUUCACCAUGUCUUUCCUGAUGCCAGAGUGCCGAUUAAAUUCAUUCGCAAAUUGAUCUAUAUUCCUACAGAGGAAUUAAUGUUAAAUGGUAAUUUAAGAGAACAGUUAGAUCGUAUUGGACAUGCUUUGCUUAUGUGGUUACCAGUGACUGGCAUCCAAAAGUUAGUGACAGAAGCUCGUCAGAAAGACGACGAGAAUGUUAUACAUUAUGUUAUGAAGCUUCUUCGUAUAGAUCGUGGAGACUAA